Messenger RNA from Dentiscutata heterogama, 3060 nucleotides. The record is from the annotation of a GenBank genome assembly. Lineage: Eukaryota; Fungi; Glomeromycota; Glomeromycetes; Diversisporales; Gigasporaceae.
AUGGCCGAAUCAAAUGUUAAAUACUUUAAUUUAUCUGAUGACAAAAGUAUUUUAUCCAUCAAAGUUUCUAAAGAUUUGAUUAAUCAAUGGUUUGAAGGAAAACGUCGUGAACUUUCGCUUUUCAUCUGCCUUGAUAUUUCAGGAUCAAUGUCAGGAUCUGGGAUUUCUCAAGCAAAAAAAGCUAUUCUUCACUUGUUGGAGAGUUUAUUUACUGGUGGUGUCCUUUCUGAAAGUGAAGUUACUUGCUUCUUUUAUCAAUCGACUUGUGAAGUAGUACGUUUCGCUGAUAAUCCAAAUUUACGUUGGAAAAGUGGUGGAAUUCAGGAAUAUUUCGAACACGUUACGUCAUAUGGAGGUACAAGCUUUGUAUCUGUCUUUGAUUCAAUUAUCGAAAAUGUUAAAACAAUUGAUAAGGAUGUGGCCAUCAUUUUCUUCACUGAUGGCCAAGAUGGAUGUGGACGUGGUUAUCUUGAAGAAAGUAAAGUAAGAUUGGAAGCAGCUUUGUCAGCAACUUCUUAUUCUACCGAAGUUCAUACUAUUGGAUUUACUUCAAGUCACGAUGCUGCGCUUCUUUCUUGGAUGACUAAAGUUGGAAAUAAAGUUGGUAAUUUCCAAUACGUCAGUUCAAGUGAAAAGAUUGUUGAAACUAUGGAAACGACCAGACAAUUAUUAGAAUUAGGCGAUCUAACUCUUUACGUAAAAGUCGGUGACCAAGAACCAUUGUCAACAACAUUUGAUGAUGAAGGACAUGGAAAGCUCAUCCUUACUGGAAACACCGCUAAUGUUGAUGGUAAAAAAAUUACCAUUUUAAAAGAUUUGGAAUGCUCCGAAAAAUAUGAAUUUCCUACAUUCCCUAGUCAAAUUCCUGAUAACGAUCCAAUGGCAACUUCAUUAAUAAUUUCUCACAUACAAUUUGAAAUUACACAAAUGACUAACGAAGUUUUAAGUCAUAAGGAUGAUUAUGUUAAUAAACGUGGAAGACUUGAUGAAAUAUUGGAACAAGCUAAUAUAUAUAAUGAUCAACUAAAUUCAAUCUUGGAAACUACCUUUAAAAUAAAAUCUGUUACGCGUAGUUCAACUAUACAACAAAUUAUGGAAGUUAAAUCCAUUAUGCACCAAUUCAGGAAUCUUUUAUCAGAUCGGAAAAAAAAGAUUGAAGAACUUGUAAAAUCUAUUGACUUUGAUGAACUAGAUAGUCAAGAAUCUGAGGAGACUAAAGCAAAAUUUACUUGCACAAUUACUACUGAUAAUUACAUUGAAGCAAUGAGAGGAGGUGAAUGUAUUUGUCUAACACUUGAUGUUGCACGAUCUCAAGCUGCCAUAGCAGACCCUUCAUUAAUUAAUAUCAAGGCGAUUAAUCAAACUUUCUUAAGUUCCGGGGCGUUUUUGGACUCUAUUCGAUUUGCUUUGAAUGAUACUUACGAUGUUGAAGAAGUUCAUGGAGGCUUUCAACCUGCUUCUUUUAUAGCCAGUAUUGUUCAUGGAGUAGCAAAUGAAAAUAUUACAGGAGUUCUCCCUCUAUAUGUCAAUGAGAAACAUUGGUCAAUUGCCAAAGAGAGAAUGAAGCCAAUAUUGGGGUAUCUAACUACACUCGAUAUGUUUGGUUAUUCAUACUCGCAAGUCACUACUAUUCCCUUUUUAGUAUUGGCGAAAGCUCUUAAUGAUACAUCAACAGAAUUCCGAAGAGAUCAAUUUAAAUUGAUAUUGGAAACUUGUGAUGCUAUAUACAAACAAUCAAAUACACUUCGUAAGGAAAACAUAAAUUUAUUUAAAAAUUACAUGAAAUCACCCAUGAACCGCACCAUAGACAUUGUCCCCAAUAAUUUGGUUUAUCUUGGACAUAUGCUAUGCGCCUUAAGAUGUGGAGAUAUUAGUUCCAAAGAAGUUAAAAGGUGGUUACAAAAUAGGUUAAUCAUAUACUUAAUAGAAGAAUUUAUCCGAAGAAGACUUAACAAAUUUGAAGCGGUCGAAAAGGAAAUGUCAAGUGUUAAGAAAGUUUUGGACAUUGAUCAAGAGAAAUAUAUCAAUGAACCGAUUAAGGAGUAUGAAAAAAGUUAUGAUGAAUACAUUAAGAAUAUAAAUAAACCAACUACGACUGGUAAUUUACGUUACUCUAACGCAAUUCGCCAGGCACUAGGGGAUACUGACGGUGCCAUCCGAGUCAAAUCUACUGAAGAUACAACAGAAACUAAAAUGGAAAUCGAUCCUCCUACUGUUAACAUUCAACUUUAUGAUAGCAAUACUUAUCAAAUCCCCGACUUAAGUUUUUUUACAACAAUAAAACAAUCAGUAAAUAGUUCGAUUGAAACUAUUCUACGAUUCAACAAGAUUUUUGAGUCUUUGAUUGCAGAUUCCACCAAUACUAUCGAAUCCAUCUUGGAAAUACCAGAAUUUCAAUUUACUAAAGAUCAAACAGAUCUUGUAAAUACAUUCUUUAAUAGUUACACACCAAAGGUCCAAUUGGCAACAUUUUUACAAUCAUUCUUGCAUCGUCAAAAUUCAGUACGUCGUGAGGCCAUUGAGUCAGAACCAACAAAAUAUUAUGAACCAUUUUCUGAAUCAACAGCAGACAUAAUACUGUCAAAGAACUUUAAUGAAUAUGUAACCAACACAUUAAAUCAAAAAACCACAGAAAUCAUUAAAGCAUAUACAGAUUUAUUCAGUGAUGAAGUUGGAAUGGCAUUUUGGCAAUGUAGAAAUGUUGAAGAAGCAGCGGGAAUAAUAUUGUUGGAUGUUAAAUUCAGAGGGCAUUUUACAUACGCGCGAAUUAUUAAAGCUUUACAAAGACAAGGUUUAUUUUUAGCGCGAGAAAAAAUUGAAAUGAUAGUUUAUGGAACUUAUAAAGGCAUUAAAUUAUUUAAGGAUGUACCUAAGAAUCCUAAUGAUCCAGAAAAUGUUGCCAAAUUUAAUGAAAAUGUUAUUUGGUCUCCAGCAAGAAGGAAUGUUUUCCGUAUGAUAAAGGCCCAAAAGAAUGUAAUUCCAGAAAUAGAAUAUUGGUUAAGAGUUAUGCCCGCCAGACAUAAGGAAUAUAUCGAAAAGCAAUUUGAUUGGUCUUGCUAA